Molecule: messenger RNA, 2117 nt
Organism: Marchantia polymorpha subsp. ruderalis
Lineage: Eukaryota; Viridiplantae; Streptophyta; Marchantiopsida; Marchantiales; Marchantiaceae
Source: the annotation of a GenBank genome assembly
AGAAUGUGUAAAUUUGGAAUCGGGGAGCUGCUCCUCGAGAGCCGGAGAGCUGUAGUCAACAGGUGACACCCGGAACCAAAGUUUUUGGUCGUCAACAGUCUCGUCUGAAAUCUCGAGAGCACAGAACCGCCACGAAGCUUCUGAAAGCAGAGGAGUGCUGGAGUGCUGCUCUCUGAGACCCUCUCCCUCUCUCUGGGCAUCCGAAAAUGCGGAAGUGUGCACGCUAUUGGACCCUGGUGCGUGAGAGCCCACCACUCGAGGCUGUCCAGGUCAUGGGCAUCACCUCUGCCUCCAUACCGACGAAUCGUUCCACGGACUUCAUCGAAUGCUGCUCAUUCAGCUCCUCUGCCGUCGAGUGCACUGCAGCUGACCUCAGUUCAGUUCAGCUCAGCUCAGCUCAGCUGCCGAGCAAGGGCAAGUACAGGUUCAUGGGCAGACUUGGUCCAAUCUUCUCGGCCUCGGGCUGGGCUGGGCUGGGCUGGGCUUGGCUCUGCUCGGACUCUUUAGCUAUUCCCUGCACAUUUUGCGAGAUGGAAGCCAUGUUUCACACUACGCGAAGGAAAAUGCUGAAUAUUCUGAGUCUCGGGCUCCGAUCGUUCUGCUCUGCGACGAGUGGAUCUCCCGCGGCAAGACAAAACUCUGAGGUCCAAAGAAGAAGUGCCAGGCUCGGGAAGCGGACUCAAUCGGGAGACUUCGGACUGUCUGGAAUUUUGCUCGCUUGUCUCAUUAAUCCGCCUAUCGCCGAGAACACAUUGCUUCUACAUUCUGUUACGAGUGCCAGAAAGGUCAAAACUAUUCGAUUUGGAAUUAGAUGCUCGCACGGCCUGGAUCUCCCCUUCAGCCUUGAGCUUGAUCCUCUAGUGCAGAGGAAUUUUCGGCAAGUCCAACUUUCGACCUUUGCUAUCGGUAGUCGCGGCUGCAAUUGCGAGAUUUCAUUUUCGAUUUCUUAUAGUCUAGAAUUGCUUCAGCACUCGUUGAAUUGGAGAGUAAAAUUGGUGGAGAAUAUCGAUCACUAAUCAUCACAAUUUUGUCCGAGAUUGAACCAAAGCUGUUCUAUAUUCCUCUCCAUCUUCUUCAACCUCCAAUAGAGAGAAGGAAAAUUAUCAUCUCUCGUGAAAGCAAGCGAGCUCAAUCACAUGAUCAGAUCGUGAGAAUGGCUUAGAACAUAUUCCCAAUCUCGGCUCCGCAGAGGUUCCGCCAAUGGUGGUGGCUGCCUGUGGACUUUUGUUCUUGUCGAUGAGGAGUUCGAUGCAGAAACGUCAAACCAUAGGAUUCGGGCAGGCUGGGAACGACAGUGGGACGGGAAUCUCGAAAGCGCGGAAGAAUUCGGGAGAUUUAAAUUCGAAGACCGCCAUGCUUAUGGCUGCUUCGGAUGCGAGGCCUAUCCAGGAAAUGAAAACCGGCACCGUAAUCAGUCGGGAAAACAAGUGAGCUCUAAUCUGGAGAAGUAGGUCGUCGAGGUUCUAUCUGAAUUUUGCAGCUAGCCGCUCGGAGGUUGAUUCUCUAACCUGCUCGAGCUCGGAAGAAAGUUUACCAAAAGGCAGAUAAAGCUCGAGGAUUCAAACGAGCGGGUAAGUCAAUGUCGUCCUGGACCCACGACCUGGGAUUUUUUUGAAGAUUCGACUCGCAGACACGGAUGACAGUAGGUAGAUGGAGGAAUCGCCAUGGGGGCCAGGAUUGGCUCCCCCUUGCUUGAUGGAAUGCCGAUUCCACUCGAUCCUUGCUCGAUGGCACCAUCCGAAGAACACGAAUUUCCUUCAUCAUCGCACCUCCACCAUGUACUCGGCGAUAUAGCUCCCGAGUGUGAUGCACUCGUUGCGGAGGUCAGCGCGAGGCUCCAGCGAUCGGUGUGCCGAUUCUCAUGGCAAUGUUUGCUCGUCGAACGAUGUCGAAACAUCUGCAAACGUCGGAGUCGCCAUCGCCACUGCUGCCCACUGCGUCCUGUGGUCGACCCCGACCGAAAUAGAAAGCCACUUGUUCAGCCACGUUAUAGCCCGACAAUGGGAAACUAUUUCGGGACUGGAAUGGAAUGCACAUGAAAACUUUCACAAGUCUCCUACGAGUUAGUGACCACUUCCUAAUACAUUGGAGGUUACUAUGUACAACUUGCAUGAGAA